This is a messenger RNA of Poecilia reticulata (guppy), 10927 nucleotides long. The record is from RefSeq and is a predicted model, not a curated record. NCBI's taxonomy places the organism in Eukaryota, Metazoa, Chordata, Actinopteri, Cyprinodontiformes, Poeciliidae.
CUCCAGGAGGACCUGGAGCUGGAGCAGGUGAGGGUGAAUUCUCUGACCCACAUGGUGGUGGUUGUCGACGAGAACACUGGAGACAGCGCGACUGCCGCCUUGGAGAGUAAACUUCAGGUUCUCGGUGACCGCUGGGCAGCGAUUUGCAGAUGGACAGAAGAGCGCUGGAUUCUGCUUCAGGAGAUUCUGUUGAAAUGGCAGCACUUCACUAAUGAACAGUGUUUGUUUGACUCCUGGCUGACUCAAAAGGAGGAGCUGGUUCGCUCCACCAAGACCUCCAACCUCAAAGACCAAGCAGAGAUAGCGGCCUGUUUGCACCGUCUGUCUGCGCUGAAGGUAGAACUAGACGCCAAGCUUCCCACCAUGGAUAAACUGUGCUCUAUGAGCCAGGAUCUGUUGUUCAGUGUCAAGAACAAAGAGGUUGCCUCCAAACUGGAGGCCAGACUGGACAGCUUUGCUCAGCGAUGGGACCGACUAGUCCAAAAUCUGGAGUUGAACAUUUCUCAGCUUUCCUCGGCUGUCGGCACGACCAAGCAGUCUGAGGCCACCCAAUCGGUCACAGCGACCGUUACCAAGGUGACCACCAGGGAGAAGGUGUCAGCUUUGCGCCACACUCGAGAGUCGCCACCGCCUCAGAAGAAGAGACAAGUAGUGGUGGAUUCUGAGCUCAGGAAAAGUGUCAUGCAUCCUUUUCUGCUCUCCUAUCUCAGCAGGUUUGACGUGGACUUCACAGAGGUGCACAGCUACAUGACCCGCGGCGAGGCCAUCCUGCAGAGCCCCGAGUUCUCCGUGUCACGCAAAGACGGCAGCAUUCAGGAGCUGCAUGACAAAGUCCAGGCCAUAGACCGAGAGCGGCCGGAGAAGUACAGGAAGCUCCAGGAGGCGACGCGCACGGCGCAGACGCUCGUCGAGCAGGAGGGGAGCCGAGCCGAYGACAUCGCUCAGGCAGCAGAGCAGCUGAACCAGCGCUGGGCGGGAUUCUGCGUCCUGCUGGCCGACCGGCUCACAUGGCUGGCCUACCAAACAAAGGUUUUGGCCUUUUACAGCUUGUACGAGCAGUGUGAGCAGGCAGUGGACAGCAGUGAGAACUGGCUCAAAGUGCAGGCACCUCCAGCGUCGGAGCCAGAACCUCUCAAAGUGCAACUGGACCGAUGUCGGGAGGAGAUAGCUCGCCUGUCCUCCCUCCAGCCCCAGGUUGACCUCCUGGAAAAGCGUCUGAAUGAACUGAAAGACGAAAAGGAAGGCGAGGAGGACCCRUCCGCCUUUCUGGAUGCCGACAUCACUGCCUUCAAAGAACACUACCACAAGGUGCUGGAGGAUCUGCRGGCCAGAGAGAGGCAGCUCCAGCUGGUUUUGGAAAGCUUGCCCCCAGCUCGAUAUAAAGAGACCAUAUCUGCAUUGUUGGCAUGGUUACAGCAGUGCGAAGCCAAACUUUCCAUCCCAUCAACAGCUGUUACAGAGUAUCCCAUUAUGGAGCAGAGACUCAAGGAUCUUCAGGCUCUCCAGGCGGCCCUGGCUGAACACCAGGGCGAGGUCGACUACUUGACUUCAGCCGUUGAGCAGGUCUUUCAGAAAGCUCCACCAGAYAUCAGCCAAAAGUAUCGCCUAGAGAUAGACGCCAUAAUGGCCCGCUGGAGACGAUUGGGCUCCAUUCUGACAGACAGCGUCCAGAGAAUCCAGGAGCUCAUGGCCAAACUGAUGCAGUUUGAGAAUGACGUGAAGACUCUGAAAAAGUGGAUGGCAGAUGUGGAUGUGUUUCUGAACGAGGAGUGGCCCGCUCUGGGAGACUCUGAGGCUCUGGAGAAACAGUUAGAGCAGUGCACAGCUCUAGUGAAUGACAUCCACACCAUCCAACCCAGCGUGAACGGAAUCAACGAAGUGGGUCUGUACCUCAAGAAGGACGCAGAGCCACCCUUUGCCAUCCACAUCCAGAAAGAACUGGACGAACUGAACAUGCAGUGGGAGAAUGUAUGCAAACAGGCCUAUGCAAAGAAGUCGGCCUUGAAAGGGGGCCUUGACAAGACCAUGGCGUUGAGGAAGGAGAUGCAGGAAAUGCAAGAAUGGAUAAACCAGGCCGAGGAAGACUAUCUGGAGAGAGACUUCACAUACAAGACACCAGAGGAGCUGCGCAAGGCAGUCGAGGAGCUCAAGAGGGCGCAGGAGGAGGUCCACUCCAAGGAGCAAAAGGUCAAACUCCUGACGGACAGCGUCAACAGCUUCAUUGGCAAGGCCCCGCCCACUGCCCAUGAUGCAUUGCGCUCAGAACUGGACGUCCUGACGGCCAACUACCAGCGUUUGUGUAGCCGACUGGAUGGAAAAUGUAAAACUCUAGAGGAGGUGUGGGCCUGUUGGUGUGAGCUGCUGUCCUACCUGGAGCAGGAGAACGCCUUCCUGGACCAGCUGGAGCAGAAACUGGACGACAUAGAAAACCUGCAGGGGGGAGCGGAGGAGCUGCAGGAGGCGCUGGAUAGCCUCGAGGUUCUUCUGCAACACCCAGAGGACAACAGGAACCAGAUCCGAGAACUGGCCCAGACACUGAUGGACGGAGGGGUUCUGGACGAACUGAUUCAGCAGAAACUGGACGCAUUCAACACCCGAUGGGACGAGCUCAUGGCGAGGGCGGCGCUCAGGCGGAAGGAGCUGGAGCAGAGUUUGCAGUGGGCCCAGGAGAACGACAAGACGCUCCGACAAAUCCAGGAGUCUCUGGCCAACACGGACCGCCACCUCACCGCCUACCUGGCCGACCACAUCGAUGCCCAGCAGAUACCGCAGGAGGCUCAGAAAAUCCAGUCGGAGCUGAAUAGCCAUGAAGCGGCUCUGGCAGACAUGAGGAAGAAAAACCAGGAUAAGGAGCCUUCGCACCAGAUCGUUGGACAGAUAGACCUAACUCAGAAAAUGCUCGGCGACGUCUGGACCAAGUUCCGCUUCUUCCAGAAGCCGGCCAACUUCGACUCCCGCCUGGCCGAGUGCGAGCGCGUGCUGGCCGGGGUCAAAAGCCAGGGGGGCUUGCUGGACAUCCGCAGCGUGGAGCAGGAUGUGGUGCAGUCGCAGCUGGACCAGUGCAUGAAACUGUACAAGACCCUGAGCGAAGUGAAGGGGGAGGUGGAGACGGUGAUUAAAACAGGGAGACAGAUCGUCCAGAGGCAGCAGACGAAGCAACCCAAAGAGCUGGACGACAGGGUGACCGCCCUGAAACUGCUUUACAACCAGCUGGGAUCGCAGGUGACUGAGAGCAAACUGGAGCUGGAGAAGAGUCUGAAGUUGUCCAGGAAGUUGCGUAAGGAACUGAACGGGCUGACGGAGUGGCUUGCCGCUACCGAUGCUGAGCUGACCAGGCGCUCCGCCGUGGAGGGAAUGCCCGGUGACCUGGAGGCUGAGGUCGCCUGGGCGCAGUCCGUCCACAGUGACAUCGAGAGGCAUCAGCCCCAGCUGCAGGCGGUGGUGGACCUCGCAGAGGCCCUCAAGGCGGUGCUGAAGGGCAACGGAGGCUUAGUGGACGACAAAGUCAGCCUGUUGCACUGCAACUGGAUCGCUGUAACGUCCAGGGCAGAGGAAUGGCUCAACCUGCUGCUGGAUUACCAGCAGCAGAUGCAAAAGUUAGACGGAGAGAUUAAGGAAGUGAAUGAAUGGAUUGACGGAGCAGAGAGAAAGAUGGACGAAAUAGACAAUCAGGGUCCCAAUGAUGCUGUGCUGAAGGUGUUGCGUGCUGAGCUGGAGCUGACCAAAGGGAAGAUGGAGGAAGUUAGAGAACUGGCACAGGAGCUCAUGUCCACCAGGGGAGAGAACUGCCAGGCCCAAGUCGGACCCAGACUGGAGCAGCUCAACCAGAGGUUCGACAUCAUCUCUCAACGGAUCGCCUCUGGAUUGUCGGCAGCGUCUGCCAGGGAGCUUGAACAGUACCACAGCGAAGUACGGGUCUGGCUUGAACUGCUGGAGGAGGAAGCCAAACAGGGAGAGAACCUAAAGGAGGAGGACUUCCAGGAGGACAAGAAUUGUGAAGAGGGUGCAGUGCAAGAGUUGCUGUUGAAAGGAGAGAACCUGCAAAAGAGAGCCCCAGAUCGAGACAAGCGAGAGCAGAUAAGACAGAAACACAACCAGCUCAACAGCAAAUACAACACUGUAAAGGACCUGCGUAUCCUGAGGAAUAGAAAGGCUCUGGCCAUCGCUCCCCAGUGGUACCAGUACAGAAGGAAAUCCCAUGACCUGAUGGCCUGGUUGGACGACAUCCAGCGCAGCGUGGACCAACUUCCUGACCCACCCGAGGGAGAGCGGGUCAAGGAAAUUGGCUCAGAGUUCGACAAGAAGAAGGAGGAGCUUAAGGAGGUGCAGGGCUUAGCCAAUCAGCUCUCACAGGCUGGAGCCGCCAAUCUAGUGGAGCCCCGCCAACUCCAGCUCAACACUCGCUGGGUUGAGGUGGAGGGCAAGUUCAUACCCUUCAAAAGACGAUGUUCCGCCGAUCUCCCAGCCACUGAAGAUGAGUACCUGACAGAGCUCCAGGCGCUUCUGCGUUCGGUGUCAGAGACGGACUUCAAGCUGAACUCUCCUGAAUACUGGCCUGCAGCGUAUUAUAACCUGCCGCAGCAAGAGCACUGCCUGAAGGAUGUAAAGGAGAACAUAGACAAGCUGCACGGCCCGGUGGAAGGAGCGCUGGUCCGGAGAGAAGAGAUGGUGACGGGUUCUCGACCUUUGGAAGGUCACAGGGUUCAGGAGACGGCUUCCCUACUCAACAACAAUUGGGACAAACUAAAGAAGCUCUACAAAGACAGACUGAAGCGUUGGAAGGACUGUAACUCCAAGUGGCAGAGGUUUGUCUCGGACCAGAGGGAAGUGGAGGAGUGGCUGAGCAACGCCGAGAGCACUUUGAAACUGUCUGAGAGUGAGCCGGCAGCACACAGACAGCAACUCAGGGACCUGGUGGACGACAUAUCUCACCAGGAGGUGGUGUUGGGCAGAGUGAACUCUGCAGGAGAAGACAUCAGCCAGAUGAGCACACCAGAUGAUGCCUUACGCCUCCGGUCGCAGCUUAAACUACUCAACACUCGCUGGGCCAACGUCUGCCAGGAGCUCAGGGAGCGUAAGAGGAGGUCCGCCGAGGUGCGAACAGCUGGCGCAGAGUUUGAGGAGGACAUGGGCUCGAUGCUGAACUGGCUGGAUAAAGCGGAGGGUGUGCUGGCCAUCCCUCUGCACCCCCCAGAACCACAGCACAUCAGGGACACUUUGAGCAAAGUCCAGACGCGUGUGGAGGAGCUUCCCGCAAAGAAGUCGGCAGUGGAGAAUCUGAACGCCAAGCAGAAGAUGCUAACCCUUCUUCCUGCUGACAAGCACAAAGACAUCAGGGGCAUCAACACUCGCUGGGCUCAGGUGUCUAGGGCUCUGCCUGAGCGUCAGCUGGAGAUCGAGGGUCUGCUGAAGGAGCUCCUAAAGAUCCAGGGUGAGCUGGACGACCUGUCAGCCUGGGCGUCGAGCACGAGGGCCAAGCUGGAGCAGAGUCCCCAGGAGCCACCACCCAGACUAAUUGAGGACGUUCAGCAGAAGAAGCCAGAAGUGGAGUUUGUUUUGGAGCGAGCCAAUCAGAUUUACAGGGAGACUCCUCCAGGACGGCUGGACAAGGGGAAACACGUGAAGCUAAGAGAGGACUGGACGGUGAUUCUGGAGCUGCUGCAGCAGCACAAAGAAAGGACGGCUGCUGCUCUCGUCUCCAAAAAAACCCACGAAGGCCUGACAGGAAGUUCCCAGCCUGAAUCUGCCGCGCUCCAGCAGUUCAACAAAUCCUGGGCUGAGCUCACCGAUUGGCUGAAGAUGCUGGAUAACAUGGUGCAAAACAAGCAGGUGGUGGUCGCCGACCUGGACGACAUCAACGAAAACAUAAACCAGCUCAAGGAAUCUCUACAGGAGCUCGACAAGCGGCGCCCCCUCUUGGAGAAACAAGUAACGGCAGCACAGAACCUGAAGAACAAGACCAGCAACCAGGACACGCGCAGCGUCAUUACAGAACGCAUCGACAAGCUUCAGACCCACUGGGAAGACUCUCAGACCAAACUCUCCGACAGGCUCAAGCAAAUCCUCAACAUGCUGCAGGACUCCACAAACUGGCUGGACGCAAAGCGGGAGGUGGACUACCUCAUCAAACAGGCCAGUGGGAGGCUGGAAUCGUGGCAGGAGAUCACGUACACAGCGGAUGUGCUGAAGAAGCAACACGCAGAUCUGAGGGUCUUCAUGAAGGACCUGAAGCAGUGGCAGGGACAGGUGGCUGAAACCAACGCGCUGGCCAACAAGCUGCUGACACUCUACGCCAACGACGACACGCACAAGGUCACCCAGGUCAAUGACAACAUGCUGGCGACGUGGGCGCACAUCAACAAACGAGUUUCAGACCGAGAGGCGGCGGUGGAAGCCGGCCUGAAGCUGCUCCACCAGUUCUACCUGGACCUGGAGAAGUUCCUGAGCUGGCUGACGGAGGCGGAGACCACCUGCAAUGUUUUGAUAGAUGCUACCAACAAGGAGAGGCUGCAGGAUCAGCCUGAGGCGGCCAAGAGGCUGCUGGCCCAGUGGAAGGACCUCCAGGCAGAGGUGGACGGCCAUGAAGAGCUGUAUCACUCCCUGGAUGAGAACGGCCAGAGGAUCCUGACCUCUCUGAGGGACCCUGAGGACCGGGUUCUGCUCCAGAGGCGUCUGGACAACAUGAGGCAGCGCUGGAACGACCUGCGCAGCAAGACUCUCAGCAUGAGGUCACAGCUGGACUCUGAGAUGGCUCCCUGGAAGAGGCUCCACAUGUCACUGCAGGAGCUGUUGAACUGGCUAAGGCUGAAGAGUCAGCAGCUGGAGCAGGAGAAACCUGUAGGGGGCGAUGUUCCCACUGUGCAGUCCCAGCUGGAUACACACAGAGGGUUCAAAAUGGAGCUCAGAGCCAAGGAUCCAGUGGUGACCAAGGCUCUUGACGAUGCGGGAUUCUUCCUGUCUGAACUGCCUAGAGAGUCGCCAUCACCUGAACUGAGAGACAUCAGCCCAGAGGAGCGUGCUCAGAACGUGGGCCGAGUGUUGCGCAAAGAGGCGGACGACGUGGUGAGCCGGUGGGACCGGCUCAACGUCGACUCGGCCGACUGGCAGAGGAGGUUGGAGUUGGCCCUGGACAGACUGAUGGAGCUCCAGGAAGCAGAAGACCUGCUGGACAAGCAGCUGAAACAGGCGGAGAUGGUGAAGCAAGGCUGGGAACCCGUAGGGGAACUGUUGAUUGACUCCUUACCUGAGCACAUCAGCAGAGUCAAGGAGUUCCAGGAAGAAAUAGCUCUGAUUAAGGACGAUGUGACACACAUGAACCAUUUGGCAUCCACGUUCGAUCCAUCCGACAUCCAGUUGUCUCCUAGCAACCUGGAACGCAUUGAAGACCUCAACACGCGCUGGAGACUGCUCCAAGUUACCGUGGAUACAGGAAAAAGCAACUCGGGCAGCAAUGGACUGGAUGAGGUGGACUCAAAGAUAUCUGUCAAAGAACAUCUGAAGCAGCUGACAGACGCUCACACAGACUUCUGCCUUUCUCAAGGAUCGGUAGAAAGACCGUUCGAGCAGGGCAUCUCUCCAAACAAUGUGCCCUAUUAUAUCAACCACCAGACCCAGACGACAUGCUGGGACCAUCCCAAGAUGACGGAGCUCUACCAGUCUCUGUCCGACCUGAACAACGUUCGGUUCUCGGCCUACCGCACCGCCAUGAAGCUCAGGCGCCUGCAGAAAGCUCUCUGCUUGGACCUGCUGAGCAUGCAGACGGCGUGCGAGGUGUUCGAGCAGCACACCCUGAAGCAGAAUGAGCAGCUGCUGGACAUCUCCCAGCUGAUGACCUGCCUUACCAGCCUGUACCAGCGGCUGGAGCAGAGCCACUCCCACCUGGUCAACGUCCAGCUGAGUGUGGACAUGUGCCUCAACUGGCUGCUCAACGUCUACGACACCGGGCGCACUGGGAAGAUUCGGACUCUGUCGUUCAAAACUGGAAUCAUCUCGCUUUGCAAAGCCCACCUGGAGGAUAAAUACCGAUUUUUGUUCCGACAGGUCGCCAGCGCCACAGGUUUCUGUGACCAGCGCCGUUUGGGCCUCCUCCUCCACGACUCCAUCCAGAUCCCCCGGCAGCUCGGCGAGGUGGCGUCCUUCGGCGGCUCCAACAUCGAGCCGUCCGUCCGCAGCUGCUUCCAGUUUGCCAACAACAAACCUGAGCUGGAGGCCUCCAUGUUCCUGGACUGGAUGCGUCUGGAGCCUCAGUCUAUGGUUUGGCUCCCGGUGCUGCACCGGGUCGCGGCUGCAGAAACCGCCAAGCACCAAGCCAAGUGCAACAUCUGCAAGGAGUGUCCCAUCAUCGGGUUCAGAUAUCGGAGCCUGAAACAUUUCAACUAUGACAUUUGCCAAAGCUGCUUCUUCUCCGGCCGUGUUGCCAAGGGACACAAGAUGCAAUACCCCAUGGUGGAAUACUGCACUCCGACCACAUCAGGGGAGGAUGUGCGUGAUUUUGCCAAGGUGCUGAAGAACAAAUUCAGGACUAAGCGCUACUUUGCCAAACACCCACGCAUGGGCUACCUGCCCGUCCAGACCAUCCUGGAGGGGGACAACAUGGAAACUCCUGUCACCCUGAUCAACUUCUGGCCUGUAGAUCAUGCGCCUGGGUCGUCUCCUCAACUCUCUCACGACGACACACAUUCUCGGAUCGAGCACUACGCCAACCGGUUAGCUGAAAUGGAGAACCGUAAUGGCUCUUAUCUGAAUGACAGUAUCUCACCCAAUGAGAGCAUCGAUGACGAGCACAUGUUGAUCCAGCACUACUGCCAGUCUCUGAACCAAGGCUCUCCUCUCAGUCAGCCCCGCAGCCCCGCCCAGAUCCUCAUCUCCAUGGAAACAGAGGAGAAGGGAGAGCUUGAGAGGGUUCUGGGUGACCUGGAGCAGGAGAACAGAAAGCUGCAGGCCGAGUACGACCGUCUGAAAAAAGCCCAUGACAGGAAGGGUCUGUCCCCUCUGCCUUCGCCGCCCGAGAUGCUGCCGGUGUCGCCGCAGAGCGCUCGAGACGCCGAGCUCAUCGCCGAGGCCAAGCUGUUGCGGCAGCACAAAGGCCGCCUGGAGGCCCGCAUGCAGAUACUGGAGGACCACAACAAACAGCUGGAGUCCCAGCUGCACAGGCUGAGGCAGCUUCUGGAGCAGACGGAUUCCAAGGUGAACGGCACGGCCCUCUCCUCCCCCUCCACAUCCUCCCAGCGCUCUGACUCGUCUCUGCCACUGCUGCGUGUGGCAGCCAGCCAGACUACUGACACAAUGGGCGAUGACGAGUUUUCCAGUCCUUCCCAAGAUGCAUCUGGCCUGGAGGAAGUGGUGGAGCAGCUCAACAACACUUUCCCUCACAGCCAGGGUCUCGGCAUCGGCAGCCUGUUCCACAUGGCGGACGAUCUGGGCCGCGCCAUGGAAUCGCUGGUCAGCGCCAUGACCGUCGAGCGCAGCGUGGAACUGCCGCGUCCUUUUUGAUCCCCCUAUCAUACCGCAUGCUUUUUUAGUCGAAACAACUGGAUUGGAAACUGUUUACACAGAGAAUAUAAUGUCUAUUUUUGUGAAGGAUUGCAGUUAAAGCAACAAGUACAAAAAAAUAAUAAGAUUUGAGUAGUUUCUUAAAACAUCCUGUUUUAUUGUCAAAAGAAGCUGGUUUUUAAACUUCUAUGCAAUUGUAUAAAACGAGAAGCGGGGUUGAGAAACAGACGGCGUCUUCAGUGUCCUCGUAUAUUUGCUAUCUCUUUCUAACUGGGGAAACGAGCUGAAGCAUUUCUCACUAGUUUCAAACGAUUGUAACAAUGAGGGUGUUUUCUAAGAGGCAGUUCUGAGUGUGUGUGUGUGUGUGAGUGAGUGUGGUGCCUAAAAUUUCAUAAGUUUUUUUUUUUGUUUUGUUUUCUGGAGUGGAGGGAUGCUACUUUUUAGAAACUGGAUGGAUAUUAAUACCCAAUACAAGCUCUGAUGAUCCUAAUAACAGUAAGCAAAGUUAAAAAAAGAAAAAGGCCUCACAGCAUCAUUGCAUCAAGAAGAGUUUUCAGAAAGUUACUAGAGGGCGCUGUUGAGUUUGUUCCCCUCAUCUGAACAAAGUUUUUUUACUUUUUACUUGGUAGACCAAUUUGACACGUUGAUUCGCAGCUGAACACUUGGCUUUCACAAAUCUGACAUCUGUCUUGUUGCAACUACAAAUUUGUCAUUUCCCUAAAAGGUCAGAUUUCUGACUUGCUUUUCAACAUGGUGACUCAAUUCAUCCAUUCUCAAAAGGCCAAAGUGCUCAAGUGCAAACCAAGUUUUGAUCAGAUGUAUUUUUUUCUAUCAGCUAAAGCAGAAGAAUGAAUCUGCUCCCGUUUCACACAGAGAAAGAAAAGUCUUCCUCAGUACAGAAACUUUAACAGUCAAUGCCUUGAUCCAUGCGGCACAGGAACAUUUUAACUGUUUGAUUUCCACUACCUGUUAUUAACUCAACAAUCUCAUGUGAAGUUUGGAUGUUAGUUUGACCUCUAAUCAGUUCCACACUCCAAGAUUAGUAAAAAUCUAAAAGAUAUUUCUAAUUGAGCACUGGUGGACGCUGAAUAUUCUGUCAAGCCUAAUCUGGUUUUUCGUCUUACGUUUUGUCUUUGGUUCAAAGCAGGUUGGUUUCGUUCUGUGUGAGGAGCUCUGAUAUUAACAUGUGACUAAAAGAAAAAAAAAUCUUCAUGUAAUAAAUAAUCAGUUGUUUCAUCAGAUUCCUGCAGCAUGACCCAGUGAGUUUGAAAUUUUGACCCAAGUUGAUUUCUUUAAUUUUCUAUUUCACCUAAUUUUUUUCAAAUAACACGUCGAUACUUCACAACAUAUCAGAGUCCAUCAAAUGUAUGCCUUACUACUGUACUAUAAAAUGCUUUACUGUAUAUCAAUAAAGCAUGCCGUUAUGUUGACUGCC